AUGUCCGAGUCAGCGAGCGCAAAUACCCCGAAGCCGAGCAGCAGUGUCAAGCUUGUGCUGCUAGGAGAGGCCGCAGUGGGCAAGUCAUCUCUUGUCCUCCGCUUCGUCAACGAUGAUUUCCAGGAGAACAAGGAACCAACCAUUGGCGCCGCAUUUCUGACGCAAAAAUGUUCCCUUCCUACGCGCACGAUCAAGUUUGAGAUCUGGGAUACCGCCGGCCAGGAGCGAUUCGCUUCGCUCGCCCCGAUGUACUACCGUAACGCGCAGGCAGCGCUUGUUGUCUACGACGUCACAAAACCCUCCUCGCUGAUAAAAGCCAAGCACUGGGUCGCCGAGUUACAGCGCCAAGCGAGCCCUGGAAUCGUCAUUGCCCUCGUUGGUAACAAGCUGGACUUGACCAACGACGGCGGAGAUGUUUCCGAGGCCGCUGUCGCUGCACAGGGCGAAUCUGAGCAGGCACAGGAUGGCGAGGAAGGCGCCAACGAGGAAGAUGAUGUGCAGGAUGCCGUAUCCGGUGAUGCCCGCAAGGUAUCAACAAGGGAGGCUACCGGCUAUGCGGAGGAAGAAGGUCUUUUGUUCUUCGAGACUAGCGCCAAGACUGGAACCAAUGUUGUGGAUGUCUUCACGGCAAUUGCCAAUGCUAUCCCCGAGAGCAGUCUGAAGACUGGUCGGGGUACCGGUGCGGGAACUGGCCAGACUUCGUUGGGUCGGUCAGCAGAAGAAUCACUGGUCAACCUGGAUGAUCGUAACGCUGCCACGGCCAAGGAGGGCUGCGCUUGCUGA
Messenger RNA from Penicillium coprophilum, 783 nucleotides. Its product is annotated as Rab family GTPase. NCBI's taxonomy places the organism in Eukaryota, Fungi, Ascomycota, Eurotiomycetes, Eurotiales, Aspergillaceae. Gene Ontology annotation, molecular function: GTPase activity; GTP binding. Bases 1 to 783 code for a protein of 260 amino acids. The transcript has 3 exons. The record is from RefSeq and is a predicted model, not a curated record.